AUGGUGUAUAACCUUGGAACCACAGUGGUGGAGCUGAGAACAACAUUGAGCUUCACCCAGAAUGAGCUACAGAACACCAACUUCCUGCUGUACACAAUGGAGACUGAGAAUGAUGCUCUACACACAGAGAUGGCCGUGCUGAAGUCCAGCCUGGCUGCUAGUGAAACUGAAGUGGAGCUGACAGCAGUGAAGACCAGACUGGCAGCUACUGAGACUGAUGUAGUGAAUCUGGAGGAAGAGAUCACAGAGCAACCCAAGGUGGCAUUCUCAGCAGCUCUGACUGACUCAGGAUACAUACAGUCUGGGAACACUGAUUUGAACUUGGUCUUCACUAAAAUCAUCACCAAUGUUGGACAGGCCUACAGCAGCACAACAGGCUUCUUCACAGCUCCAGUCAGGGGAGUCUACUACUUCAGAUUCACUGUCAUGGAUAUCCUAUCCUCACGCAGUAUGGGUAUCACGAUGAAUAAGAAUGGAGAGCAGAUCAUGUAUUUGUGGGAGUAUGAUACUGAUGCAACGGACACCUAUCUGUCCAGUGGUGCUUCUCUGCAGCUGGAGGAGGGAGAUGUAGUUAACAUGCGACUCCCUGCAGGCAUGUGGCUCUAUGAUGAUCCUUCUAAUCGCAACACCUUCAGUGGCUUCCUGCUGUUUCCUCUCAGAAUGGAACACAGCCCGGACACUAAUUGCCUGAUAGACAUCGCGCAGGACUGCAAUUCCCGGCAACCCAAGCUGCGCAUAAAAGCGGCCUCCAACCUGCGCGUCACUCUCUGA
Sardina pilchardus (European sardine) is the source of this 771-nucleotide messenger RNA. RefSeq names its product complement C1q tumor necrosis factor-related protein 3-like. The transcript is spliced from 3 exons. The coding region runs from base 1 to 771 and encodes 256 amino acids. The record is from RefSeq and is a predicted model, not a curated record. Gene Ontology annotation, molecular function: protein binding. Lineage: Eukaryota; Metazoa; Chordata; Actinopteri; Clupeiformes; Clupeidae.